Messenger RNA from Caenorhabditis briggsae, 2397 nucleotides. Gene Ontology annotation, biological process: cilium organization. NCBI's taxonomy places the organism in Eukaryota, Metazoa, Nematoda, Chromadorea, Rhabditida, Rhabditidae. The transcript is spliced from 8 exons. The record is from RefSeq and is a predicted model, not a curated record. Gene Ontology annotation, cellular component: cilium. The coding region runs from base 1 to 2397 and encodes 798 amino acids.
AUGAUGCCAACCAAUCCAGAACCUCAUGUAAAGGUGAAGAGGAAUCUUCAGGCAACUGCAGACUUGCUAGAUGCGUUGCAAGAAGACCCCACCCUUCUCAACGAUGAAGAAUUCGUGCGUCGUCUCUCCAUCCUUCGUGAGAAACACCAAGAAACCACAAAUUUCCUAGCCAAGAAAGUCGGUGCUCCUCCACUCCCCACUGUGAUAUCCACCUCAAAAACUACAGAGUCCAAAACCAUGCAAUCCUCUUCAAGAAUCCAAAUGACUACUUCUACAAGUUGUCAUCAGAGAUACAUAGAUCCGCUAGACGUCCCUCGAAAGUCAGAAGGCGUGCGGAGGGAAGAGCCCGAGUAUCAUGAAGUUGAGCGGACGGGAAACACUUAUGAACAAGAAGAAGAAUCACACUAUAUGGUACCAAGGAACCAACGAGUUCAUAUAAUGCCGCCGAAAGUGGUUCGUGUACCUCAUAGAGUAGCUUCUCCACCACCUGUGGCAUUUGUUCCUCCAUCAAGGAGCACUAUAGCUUCAGCACCUCCACCUCGUGAAUCUAGGAGCCGUCAGGCCCCGCCUGUUCCAUCAGCUCCUCCUGUUUCUGCAUCAAGACAUCGCCACCAAGCCCACACCGCAAUCACUACUGCAAUUCCACGGCAGUCAUCCUCCCAUCACCGAUCCUCCAGUUUGCCACGUCACCGACACCAUCCUCAUCAUCAGCAUCAUGGUUCUCAGAAGACCCCUAAUUCAGCAACAAUCCGACAGGUGCUAGCCGAUGCUUCUGCCAAGUACAACCUUCCUACUACAUCAGUUGCAAUGCCAAAUGGACAUCUUCUUACGUCUACAAGCACUAAACACGUGCCAAUUCAGCAGCCACAAUUCGCCACGACCGCUGAUGUAGUGGAAGAGAGUUUUUUGGAGGAUGGGAUGUCGGUGGAUGAAGUUGUCGGGGAUUCCCAUAGAUCUGUGAAAAGGCAAUUGGAAACUGGAACUAAUGAGCUGAAGAUUCGCUCCAAGUCCAUGCAUAACAUCCCAGAACCUCAGGUCACUAUACCCAAACCAUUCCAGUUAUCAUUAAGAAAAACUAUUGGGAAUACCUACGCCAAAAAGUUUAUGUCUGAUAUGAUGAGUGAGAAACAACGACGAGAGGAGGAGGCGCAGAAGUCUCUGGAAAACACGAAAUUCAAAGCCAAACCAGUGCCAAAAUCCACGUACAUCCCUACGAACACUUUUGCCACUGAACAGAAGUAUGUAGAAGCGAUAAGAAAGAAAGUGGCAGCGGUGGCAAGGAAGAAGUUUGAGGCGCAAAAUGAAAUGGUGCGAUCAAAGAGUGAGGGAAAUCUAGCAUCCAUCAAACCCCUGGGAUAUGUACCACCAACUACAUAUGUGUCUCCGAUUCCAGUGAAGCCAAAUGCUAGAGGGAGGAGUGCAGCUACGAGAACAGCCGUUUUGAUUCAGGAGGCGACAACGCCAAAGGGGAUCAAGAGCCACCGUCACCAAUCCAACAUGACACACAAACUGAGACAUGGGAAGUGCACACUAGACACAACAUCCGUGGUACAGCAUAGAAGAACUUCUCCCCCGGAUUUCAACAAGAUUCAUGCCAAGAUCAAUGAAGACUAUCGUCGUGCUAACUCGAAGCCCUCCACCGUCCCGAUUCCUUUCAAACUCUCUUCUUACCGAAGUCAAUCUGCAACCACUCGUCAUGCCCAUUGCAAGGAAAAAGAGCCAGAACAAUACAAACCAUCUCCAAAAGCACCAAAACCAACUGAAAAUCGAGUGCCUAGCACGCAUUCGGCACAAUUGAGAGAGGAACUCAAUAAAGCGAGAAUUCAAAAGGUACGGGCCGAGGAGGCCGCGAAGAAUAACUACUGGGCGGAGGAUAAUCGAAGGAGGAUCGCCACAUUUCUGGGUGCCCGAAGUAAGACCGAUGAGAAUAUUGCGAUGAGGACAAAGAUGAAAAUGCAACAACAGCAAGAGACUACUCAGGAGUACAUGCGGCAGUUGACAGAAAUGAAGCAGAGAGUACUCAAUGGCCCUCUUAUCAUGGAAAAACAAACGGCAUUAGCUCAAGAGCACCGCCUGAAACGGAAAUUCGCUGAAAGAAUGAAUAGUGGCAAGGGAACUACUUCCACCCAGCUAAAAGUGGAAUCCAGACGAGGAUCUGAAGGUUCUAGUGCCGCUGGAACGUUUGUGGUGGAGAAGGAUGAUUAUGAAGAUGAGAACUUUGAGUCGAAGACGUCGUCUGGAUCCAGGAAGUCUUCUCAAUCAGAAAGUUCGUCGGAAUCUGAAGAGUCAUCAUCAGAAUCUGAAGCAUCUUCUGGUAGAGGAGGAUCAUCGUCAGUUUCUGAAAAAUCGAGUUCCUCUUCUUCAAAACAAUCAGAUGAAGAGGAAAAUGAGUCAUAA